AUGAACAGGGCCAAAGAAGUGGCCCGCAACAAGGCGGCGGCCGGACGCAAGGAUGGACCAGCCGUUGGCGGGGAUCGAGCGACUCCCCUUAGCCGGGCACCGGGUCAGAUGGCAGACCCUCGCGAUCUUCUCGACCACGGUGCCAAAGCCGCGCAGCCCAAGAAUCAACCAUCCUCGGGAAUACCAGUCAAGGGGCAGCAUGGAACACCCGCCGGCGGUGAUCGAGCGACUCCCUUUGGCCAGGCCUCGGGUCAAACGGUGGACUCGCGCGACCCUCUCAACCGCGGUGCUAAAGGCGCCCAGCCCACAAAUCAACCACCAGUAAAGGCACCUGUCAAGGGGCAGACCGCUCUGCACGACGACCUAAUCGACCAAACAGACUACCUCAACCCGAAGGAGCAGGAAAAAAUCAUCACGGAGUGCAACAGGCUCCUUCAAGGGCCCAUCAACGCCGACAAUGAGCACGUCAGCCGGGAAGCCCUCCUCAAGACCAUCGUCCCCAUGACCAAGAUCGUUCAGGCUCACUGCACCAUGGCGGGCGGCGACGGCGUAUCGAAGAUGCUUGCCUCGCAGCCCAAGUGCAGCAGCCGCGGCUGUCGCGAGACUCGAGACAUGCUCAAGAAGAUUGCGGGUCAGCAAGAAACGCUCGGCAAGAUGGUGGCGGUGAACCACGACGCUGCCGCCAAGCACCUGCGUGCGAGCGCGGACGGGCAGCUGAAGGGUCUGUCGCAGGAGAAGGCGAAGCUCGUCGAGGAGAACACCAAGCUCAAGGCGGAGCUCAAGAACAAGGACGACAGCCUACUGACCCUUCAGAAGCAGCUGGGCGCCAGCUCGAACGACAAGGGCGACAAGGAGGCACUGCAGAAGAAGGGAGGGCUCGGCAGCUCGUGGUUCGGAUUCGGAGGCCAGGCUACGCACAAGGCUGAUGGAGAAGCAGGGGCGCCGGACGAGAAGCGGCAGCAGCAGGGCAAGGACAAGGUGACCAGCACCGGCCUGGCGGGAGGAGGUGGCGCCACGACCAACACCGCCGCUCUCGAAAAGCAGGUCGAGAUGUGGAAGCAAAAGGCAACCGAACACCAGAAGACGGCAGACGGCCUCAAGGAGGAGAACACCAAGCUUCGCCAAAAGCUCGACGGGACCAAGGACGGGGCGGAUGGCAUGAAGAAGGGCGGGUUCGGCGGCAUCUUCGGGAGCACAUCGCGGGCUGGUGACAAGGACGGCACUACCAAGUCGAAGGCUACACCCAACAUGGGUUCACCCCGAACGCCGUCGAUGCCCAAGAACACGUUCCAGCUCUGGGGGUCAAAGAAGGACGCCACGACCCCGGCAGCGGGGGGCCGCAAGCCGCCGCCGCCCCCUUUGACGUUGGUCCCUGGGACUUCGGCCAAGGACACGCAGCAGCAGAGCGUGCCCAACGACAAGAAGAAGACGGGUGCCGGGUUCCUGGAUACGUUACAGAAGACAGUGGCGGACACGGUGACUCAUGCGUCACAGGCGUACGGAAGUGUGCAGCAGCAAGUGCCGUGCAUGAGGCGCCACGUGGAGCCGGAGAGCUACUCGUCGUGGCUCUCUGGAGAGUUGGCGGCAUGGCGCGAGGUCAUCGUCUUCCUCUGGCUGUGGAUCUGCUUCGCCUGCGGAUCCCUCAAGGACAGGCUGUUCCGGCGCGGGGCGACGGCGUCCCGCACGGGACCGCCGCCGCCGCCGCCGCCGCCCAAGGAUCCAAAGCCGAACUCGCAACCAGCAGGCCGGCCGGGAACUCUCGACUCGAACGCGCUCGGGUUGAACAAGUCAAAGAACCCGGCAGGCGGCCGGCCGGCUGGAACCGUCGACCAGGGCGCGCUCGGGGUGAGCAAGUCCGUCCGGACGAUACGGAGGAUGCCCACGCCCCCGGCGCCGGACACGAUGCUGCGGGUGACGCGGCACCUGCUCUUGCUCAUGUCCUUGCACGCCUACUUGGAGUGCCUCGCGCAGCAGCGCAUGUGGCACCAGGCCAACAACCAGACGCGGUCGUACCUGGCCGGCCAGAUGCGCGGCAGCGCCAAGGACCCGACGACGCUGCUGGCCAUGGUCGGCCUGGACCCGACACUGUGGCUCGCUCGGCUCCGGUUCCUCGGGCUGGGGCUGGUGUUGACGUGGGACUGGACGAUCGAGCUCGCCCUCAACAUCGAGUGGCUGCGAAACCUCAUCUGCCGCUGCGCGUCGUGGGUCGUGGGCGAGAAGUGGUUCUACAAAGGCGUCUGGUGGGUGUCCGGAGGGGUGGGCGUCCGCGUCUGGUGGGCCAUGAAGGGGGUAGGGGCCCCCGUCUGGCGAGCUGCGAGAGGGCUCUGGGCACAGAUGGUGAAGCCGUAUCGCAGGCUCGGGUGGGCUGGCCGGGGCAUCGUCGUUGCGGUGCUCGUUGUCGCCGUGGGCGGCGGCGGGUGGUAUCUGGCGGCCAGGUUCGGGCUGACGGCGUGGGGCGCCAGGGCUCCCGCGCGACCUUCCCCUUGGUGGUCCCGCUUGUGCUUUUCACGGUUUGCAGGGAGGAGGCGUUGACGUUGUCUGAUAGAUGGGAUUUUGGAGUUUUUUCCUUGGCGUUUGGGCCUUGCUGGUGUGAGCGAGCGGCGUGGCUGGGCGCCUCAAUUUCUGACGUACAUUGUGAAGGGCUUCCGGGUGGAGGCCGUCACCCUCUAGUGCUGCUUCGUACGUACAACAAUAUACUGC
Purpureocillium takamizusanense is the source of this 2700-nucleotide messenger RNA. RefSeq lists its product as uncharacterized. The transcript has a single exon. Lineage: Eukaryota; Fungi; Ascomycota; Sordariomycetes; Hypocreales; Ophiocordycipitaceae. The record is from RefSeq and is a predicted model, not a curated record. The coding region runs from base 1 to 2532 and encodes 843 amino acids.